CUUCCUUUUUUUUCCUUUCCCCUCUUUUUGUCACGCGCAAAGCUGAAAUCGACGGAGAUCGAUCGAUCUUUUGGGGUUAUUCUCUUUCCAAUUGAUUCGUUCUCUAUCUUUGUGUUGGUUCGGGCGAUCGAGCGCCGGAGGAGGGGAGAAUGGAGGGUUUCUACGCCGAUUUUAUGGAGUUGAUGAGUAAGCCGGCGGUGGUGGAAACCCUGAUCGACGUUCUGCUCUGUGCCGUGCCGAUCUGGGUGGCGGUGAUGAUCGGGCUGGUGAUCGGAUGGUCGUGGCGGCCGCGUUGGACGGGGUUGCUUUUCCUGGGCCUCCGGAGCAGGUUCCGGUUCAUCUGGACGGCGCCGCCGGGGCUCGGAGCACGCCGGCUUUGGCUAGCGUUCACGGCCCUCUCUGCCUUCUCGGUGUGCCGGAGGCUGUGGUCGAGCUUCAAGGGGAAACGCGAAGGACCAUCGAUCGCGGAGGAGACGGGGUCGAGGGCGGCGGCUUUGACGAGCUCCACGUUGGUCGAAGGAGGUGGUGACAUUUUAAGCAAUGGAGUGGUUGUGGCUGAGCAUGACAUCAUUUCUGAGAAGGAUUUAGAACAUCUAUUGCACCUUCUAGAUGAUAAAGUUGGAGAUGCAGCUUGGCAAAAUCAGAUGGAGCGCACCACACCCAAUAUGAUUUACCAUGCAUGGCGUCAUGAGCCUGAGGUUGGACCCAUCAUUUAUCGCAGCAGAACUGUUUUCGAGGAUGCAACUCCUGAAUUGGUUCGAGACUUCUUUUGGGAUGAUGAUUUUCGGCUUAAAUGGGAUUCCAUGCUUGCAUACUACGAAAUAUUGGAAGAAAUUCCUGAGAGUGGAACCAUGAUUAAUCACUGGAUAAAAAAGUUCCCGUUCUUCUGCAGUGAUCGAGAAUAUAUAAUUGGUCGACGUAUAUGGGAGUCUGGGGGUACUUAUUACUGUGUGACAAAGGGAGUACCAUACCAAUCUUUACCCAAGAAUGAAAAACCCAGGCGUGUUGAACUGUAUUUCUCAAGUUGGCGCAUCCGGGCUGUGGAGUCGCGCAAGCAAGAUGGGCAGCUAUCUUCAUGUGAGGUAACUCUCGUUCACUACGAGGACAUGGGCAUUCCCAAGGACGUAGCCAAGGUUGGUGUUCGUCAUGGGAUGUGGGGAGCGGUUAAGAGACUGCAAUCCGGUAUGAGAGCAUAUCAAAUGAUGAGGAAAACAGAGGCUUCUCUCUCCAGAUGUGCGCUCAUGGCACGGAUCACCACUAAGAUCCCGAUUGAUGGCUCCAUCACUCCACUUGAGGCAGAGACAUCCAGGGCUUCUGAAGCAGCUAGUGGCAUUGUUAACAGUACGCAGCUUCACGGACUUGACUGGAAAUGGGUCGUUGUUGGCGGAGUCGCUGUGGUCUGUGGUCUUCAGGCUGGUCUUGUCGGGAAGGCCCUAUUAGUCGGAGCUGCAAGGAGGCUCGCGAAGAAAUGAGAGUCAUCUGGAUCUCCCUUUUGAAUGCCAUGAUGUUUCUUAUGAUGAGGGCUUGGAUGCUCAUAUAAUUCGUCGAUAAUGAUUAUCCUCUGCAAACGCUUAUAGAUCGUAGCAUUGGUGCGGUAUAUACACUAUUGGCACUGUAUGAUCAAGAGUGUUUUAUUCCUGGUAUCAUAUCCCAGAACAUGAGAUGUGGGUAUGGAGUUUGGACCAUUAUGACUUGUAGAGGAACAUUCUUUUUUGUUACGAGUAGAGAUUACAGAUGUGUUAUGGGAUAUCUGUAACUUUUGUGUCA
Musa acuminata AAA Group (dessert banana) is the source of this 1767-nucleotide messenger RNA. RefSeq lists its product as uncharacterized. Bases 150 to 1472 code for a protein of 440 amino acids. Gene Ontology annotation, molecular function: lipid binding. The record is from RefSeq and is a predicted model, not a curated record. NCBI's taxonomy places the organism in Eukaryota, Viridiplantae, Streptophyta, Magnoliopsida, Zingiberales, Musaceae. The transcript has 6 exons.